Cornus florida is the source of this 4493-nucleotide messenger RNA. RefSeq names its product protein SIEL. The record is from RefSeq and is a predicted model, not a curated record. The coding region runs from base 142 to 3018 and encodes 958 amino acids. The transcript has 8 exons. NCBI's taxonomy places the organism in Eukaryota, Viridiplantae, Streptophyta, Magnoliopsida, Cornales, Cornaceae. Gene Ontology annotation, biological process: intercellular transport. Gene Ontology annotation, cellular component: endosome.
AGGCACCUUAUUUCGUUUAACGAAGGGAAUGGGUGGCUUUUUAGUAAUUUCAGUUAUGGAAACUGAGUCGGUCUUUCUUCUUCCUCUCUAAAGCGAACCCAGCCGUUGCAGAGCUAACUAAAACCCUAAACUUCAUCGACAAUGGAGGAACAAGUUCAAGCCAAUUGCGAACACAUCCUUAACCAAGCCGCCAAUAAUGUGUCCGAAAACACUCCCUCUCUCGUAGCCCUAUCUUCAGCAAGAUCACUAAUCGUCAACCCUUCGACCUCCGAACACACCAUCUCUUCAAUUUUCGAAACCCUAGCUCGCUCUCUCCAACCCCCCCACCACAACCCCCUCUCUCUCCACCACACCCUCUCUCUCCUCUCCGACCUCGCCCUCCACCACCCCCACCUUUCUCACCGCAUCUUCAACACCGUUCGCUCUUCCUCUCUCCUCUGCGAACACAUUCCCACUCGCACCAUUGCCCAAGCUCUCUCCGUUCUCAUCUCAAUCGCCGAGUCUGACCAAACCCUACUUCCUUCAAUCAGUGAGGGUUUCUUUGUUUCUCUUUGCUUUCGGCCCUGCGUGUCUGUUCGGCAUUGGUUGCUGUUGAACGCCGAGAGGUUGAAUGUUCCGCCGCAGUUUUUGCUCACAUUGUUUCUAGGGUUUACGAAGGAUCCGUAUCCGUAUGUGAGGAGAGUUGCUUUGGAUGGAUUAGUUGGUUUGUGUAAGUCCAUUCUUGUUGAGAACCAUGGUUUGAUUGAGGGAUGUUAUUGCCGUGCUGUUGAGCUUUUAUCCGAUACGGAGGAUUGCGUAAGGUGUGCUGCAGUUUGCGUGGUUUCUGUGUGGGGACAAUUGCUUGUGGCGUCCAGUCAAGACAAAAAUAAGAGAGAUUGGUCAGAUGCAUUGUUUCUCCAGCUCUGUUCUAUGGUAAGAGACAUGAGUUUGGAGGUCAGGGUCAAAGCUUUCGAUGCCCUUGGGCUGAUAGAAAUGGUGUCUGAAAAUAUUCUGUUACAAACCCUAUCUAAGAAAGUCCUAGCAAUAACGAAAGAGAAUAAAGAUCUUAGACAGUACUCUGCGAAGCUGUUUGAAUUACCGUUAUCCAGUGCUGCUGGAGCUUUCAUACAUGGGCUGGAGGAUGAAUUCUAUGAGGUACGAAGGUCAGCCUGUCAUUCCUUGCGAACACUCACCAUCCUUUCUGCCGAUUUUGCUGGUGAAGCCUUAAAUAUAGUAAUUGAUGUGCUUAAUGAUGAUUCAUUAGCUGUCCGUGCAGAAGCAUUGGAAACAAUGCAUCAUAUGGCAAUUUAUAACCUCUUGAAGGUGCAAGAAACACACAUGCCCAUGUUCCUUGGCACUUUAUUUGACAAUAAUGCCUUAGUAAGAUCUGCAGUACGGAGAGUACUUCGAUCAAUGAAGCUACAAGAUUUAGCGAUUUUUAAAUUAUCUGUUUAUGGCCUUCUAGAGAAUUUGGAAAUGUAUCCACAGGAUGAAGCCGAUGUAUUUUCUGUUUUGUUUAGUACUGGUAGACAUCAUGGUAGCUUUGCUGUCAGCAUUAUAGAGGAGGUUUAUGAUGAGAUAGGGCCUUCUUGUGAAGGCAAGUUAGGAUUUGAUAGUGCAAGAGUAGCUGCAUUGCUAGUUCUGGGCAUCUCCGUUCCACUCUCGAGUGAUCAGCAUAUUUGCAGUAUUCCACCUAUACUAUUUUCUUAUGCAGUUACACUGUUAGGGAGGAUCUCUCGUGCUUUAUGUGAUGUUGUGGACCAGAAUACCCUUUUGGCUUAUUUGUCUCAUUGCAGUAGAAGCAAAGAUUUUUCUGCUGCAGAAUUUUACUUCAAAGAGGAAGAGCCAUUCUUGCAUGUGGUUGAAAGUGGUGUUGGUAAUAAUACCGAUGCUGCAAUAGUUAGUCCUGCUGGGAUUCAUUUGCAGCAAUUAGGGGAAGGGGCCUCAGAAAUUCAUUAUUGGAAAACAUGGAAACCAAGAAAUAUAGCAACUUCACCUGUAGAUUACCAGUUGGAAAAUCAUGAAGUAACAAAGUCUGUGAAGUUUAUCUUUUCAAAGGUCGAAGAUCUGUGGCAGUUGAUACAAUUUGGAUACACUGAUGAAGUACUAAAGAUGUUGAGGAGUUGGAAGGAGGAGUUGGCCACAUUUACCGUUGGCCCAUUUGCCAGCGCAGUAUUUUUUACAUUACAAUAUCUACGGUUCAUGAAACAGCUUGCGAGGACAUGGGUGCACUUUGUGUUUCCAAGAAAGCACUGCUCCCAUGGAAUAGGAGAUUUGGCCCUUGUUUUGGCAAAACUAGACAGGAGCCUUAAAGAAAUGAAGUAUAGGUUCAUUGGGUUGAGUAAAGAAGAGGAGUUGCAUGUGUUGGAACUGAUACUUCUAUAUUGUACACUGAGACUAUCUAGUGUUGAAGCCUGCUUCAAUGGUACUGCUUUGAAGAAACUGUAUUCUACAAUUUCGCAGGUAGAAUUUCUCCAUGGAGAAGGAUCUGUCGAACCUUCCAAUUUUGUGAUUGAGCUCAAGAAAUUGUUGUGUGAUUUUGGUACCCUUACCGAUGGGUCUUCCCACAGUCCACUUCUGUUUCAGAAGUUAGCUGGGGUUUUUUCUCUGAAUCAGUUUGUGUUAUGUGGAAAAUUCAAGCAUAUAAAGGCAGAAUUGAAUAUUCAUGAUAAUGACAUUGAAAAUCCAUUUCCUUUCAUUUCAGGACUACCCGUUGGCAUACCUUUAGAGAUCACUUUGUAUAAUAUAUUGAGUGAGAAUCGGUUGUGGUUGAGAAUGACUGUGUGUGAGGAGUUAACUGAAUUUACUUUUCUGGAUUUGGACCAAUUUGGAGGUUGUGAUAAAAUCAGGAAAUUUACAUAUGUUGCGCCCUUCUACAAAACCCCGAAAGUAAGUUCUUUUGCUUUGAGAGUUUGUGUAGGUUUGGAAUGCUCAUCCGAGGAUGAUGUGGGUUUGUUUAAUGGCUGUUGGGGGCCAAAAUGUGAGCUGACGUAUCUUUGCAAGGAAAAAGAAGUCUAUCUUUCUGUGGCUGUUAAAUAGUAAGUGUCACUUUUAUGUUGCUUGGAUAGACAGAGUGCAAUGAAAAGAAACACGUGCUUUUACCACUUAAAUGAAGGGUGAUAAAACCAUGUUUUAUCCUGAGAGGGGGUCUAUAUCAGCCAAUAAUGGCUUCUUGGACUAAAAAUAUUCUUGCUUUGUGUAUGGGCAACAGAGAGGAAUUUUUAGUGAUGACUGAUAUUAUUUCGUCAGUUGGAGUUCAAGUUGCCAGUUGGAGUUCAAGUUGCCGGUUCUUUCUUUCCAGAAUGAUGAUGUUUAAAAAAUAAGCGCAGCAGUAACUUCUCAUUGUCUGAAAAUUGUCGUUCGCAAAGUUUUAGUGAGACCUUGAAGGGCUUGGAGACUUUUGCAUCAAUUGCAUAUCUGCUGUUUAAUUCUUCAAUGGGUAAGUGUAGGGGACAAUUAUUACUUUUUCGGAGUGUUUUAAUUAAUUUGAUAUUAUGUGGUCCCUGCAUUUUCAUAUUGGUAGGUUGGCUCACCCCAAAGGUUAGAACAGCAUUGCAGCAGCUUCUUGUGAGGAACUGACAUAAAAUUUAUUUAUUUAUUUAUUCUUCAUUCUCCACAAUCCAUUCAGAAGUGCUCAGUUUAUUUCUUAAAAUUGUAGUGUUGAAAUUUAUUUGAUUUGAUGUCAUCUACUAAUUUCUUUUUAUGAUGGUGCUGUGUUUUAAAGGACGCUGAAAAAGUCUUGCCACAUAAGCAGAAGUCUUGUGCUACACAACUUAUUUGUAUUCACGUCAUCAUAUAGCAGAAGCAUCUGUUAUGAUUUUUGUGAUCAAGAAUGUUGCUUGGGCCUCCAGAUUGGCUGCAUUCUGGGUUCAGACUUGGUUUAUAUUGUUUUUACCUCCCAAGCUUGAUCUCUGUGCUAUGGAGAUCAGCUGAUAGAGCCGAUAAACUGGUGGUUAUCAUGUUAUGGUAGAUUCAUUGCCAAAACCCUUUUUGGUAACAGCUCCUGAGCAUCUUGCAUUCUUUUUGUCUUUUCUUUUUUUCCUUUCUUGCCUACCAAAAGUCGAACUCCCUACCAAAAAGCCGAAGAGCCCAGAAGAGGACCAGUUCAUCUUGCAUUUUAAGAUCAGAUGAGUUCUGUUUUUCUUUUUGUUCUACUUGUACAGCCUCAUUUUGGGCAAGCUAAAGGAACAAAAAAUGUAUGAUAUAAUUCUUGCAUAAACAAUAUUUUUUAUUAAUUUAUUUUUAUAGUUGUAUAAAAUUCAAUAAAUCUUGGAGAAGCCCAUCUUCAGGGCAGAAAGCUUGCAUUUGCAGUCUCUCAGAUUCAUAUACUGCUAUUAUUACUUGUAAAACUGUUUGCUAAAACCUUGGUAACAUUGUUUUCACCUGGGAGUUUUCUGUCAAUAAAUGAAUCAUUUAAUAGAACGCCAUAAAGUAGGCAUUUUUUUAAUUGAAAGAGGGGGGCCAAUGAAGGAAAUGAGCAUUAAUUUCAUCAAAAAAGCAAGAAAAGAAUAAAA